Molecule: messenger RNA, 5250 nt
Organism: Hyaena hyaena (striped hyena)
Lineage: Eukaryota; Metazoa; Chordata; Mammalia; Carnivora; Hyaenidae
Gene: GPC6
Product: glypican 6
Exons: 7
Biological process (GO): regulation of protein localization to membrane; regulation of signal transduction; cell migration
Cellular component (GO): synapse; extracellular region; cell surface
Source: RefSeq, a predicted model, not a curated record
AUGCCCUUUAUUUGACCAAGAGGGAUGUCAUUUCCGAAGGUACUGAGAGAGCCACAUUUAACGUGAACAACAUUGUUCUUGUCAGCCCGGCCCCGGGUUGCCUUCGAGCUCUCAUGAAGAUGCUGUACUGCCCAUAUUGCCGGGGCCUUCCCACCGUGAGACCCUGUAACAACUACUGCCUGAAUGUCAUGAAGGGCUGCCUGGCCAAUCAGGCUGAUCUGGACACGGAAUGGAAUCUGUUUAUAGAUGCAAUGCUCUUGGUGGCAGAGCGACUGGAAGGACCAUUCAACAUUGAGUCUGUCAUGGACCCAAUAGAUGUCAAGAUCUCUGAAGCCAUUAUGAACAUGCAGGAAAACAGCAUGCAGGUGUCUGCAAAGGUCUUUCAGGGAUGCGGUCAACCCAAACCUGCUCCAGCCCUCAGAUCUGCUCGCUCAGCUCCUGAAAAUUUUAAUACGAGGUUCAGGCCUUACAAUCCCGAGGAGAGACCAACAACCGCUGCAGGCACGAGCUUGGACCGGCUGGUCACAGACAUAAAAGAGAAACUGAAGCUCUCUAAAAAGGUCUGGUCGGCGCUGCCCUACACCAUCUGCAAAGAUGAGAGCAUGACGGCGGGCACGUCCAAUGAAGAGGAGUGCUGGAAUGGCCACAGCAAAGCCAGAUACUUGCCUGAGAUCAUGAAUGACGGGCUGACCAACCAGAUUAACAACCCUGAAGUGGACGUGGACAUCACACGGCCCGACACUUUCAUCAGGCAGCAGAUCAUGGCUCUACGUGUGAUGACCAACAAACUAAAGAACGCAUACAAUGGCAAUGAUGUCAACUUCCAGGACACGAGCGACGAAUCCAGCGGCUCGGGGAGCGGCAGCGGGUGCAUGGAUGACGUGUGUCCCACGGAGUUUGAGUUUGUCACCACAGAGGCCCCCGCCGUGGACCCCGACCGGAGAGAAGUAGACUCUUCCGCAGCCCGGCUCGGCCACUCCCUGCUCUCAGGGUCUCUCGUCUGCAUGCUCCUGGCACUGCAGAGACUGUGCAGAUAAUCCUGGGUUUUUGGUCAAAUGAAACUGCAUUUUAGCUAUCUGAACGGCCAACUCCCUUCUUUUCUUACACUCUUGGACAAUGGACCAUGCCACAAAACUUAACCGUUUUCUAGGAGAAGAGAGCAAGACUGCAGUCCUGCUCUGCCUCCCUUUCUGUUUGCCCAAAGAGUACCGGGUGCCAGACUGGACUGCUUCCUCUUUCCUUCAGCUAUCUGUGGGGACCUUGUUUAUUCUAGAGAAUUCUUACUCAGAUCUUUCGUACCAGGAGAUUUUCUUACCUUCAUUUGCUUUUAUGCUGCAGAAGUAAAGGAAUCUCACGUUGUGAGCUUUUUUUCUCCCGUUAAAAAAAAAAGGCAGGAAGAAAAUAAUUUUCCUUGCAAAAUCAGGCCAAAUCCCAAGACAACUGCAUUUUCAACAAAGGAGCAAACAAGAGAGAAAAAUAAAAGAGCUUUAACAUUGUGAGGUCGGCGUUGCCAGCCGACUCCCAGUGUAAGCUUCUCUGUGAUAAAUCGGGUUUGCAAAAAUGCUUUGGGAGAGAAAGUUUGACUUUUUCUUUAAUGUGGUGAAAAUACAGUGUUGUCUUGGAGUUACCAUCUUGCACUCUGUCCACAGAAUACCAAACUGAUUUGGGGGUACUGAUACUAAAUUUAGAAUUCCAUCUUUAAUAUGAGAGCAAAAUUGCCACGACCCAGCACCUCUCUCUCACCUUGCCCAAUUUCAAUUUCAGCGAUGGCACCAUUUUCCUUAAUUCUCUUAACGUCUGUCCACUGUAUCCAAUUGGCACAGAUUUUUGUCUUCAUCUCCAGUGACUAGUGGAUGCUCCCACCGAUUCAUCCUCCCCAACCGUCUCAACUGAAAAUAAUCUUCAGUGAUACAAACAGCUUUGCUUUAGCCACAGGUUUGACAUUAAUUCGAUGUUUCUGCCCCUGUGCUCAUUACGCUCCUCAAAUAAGAGUUCUUUUCAUGAACUUACAAGCAAUUAGAUCCAAUUGUGAGUGAGUGUUCAUUUUUAAGUCUUUGCUUUGUGGCAAUUGGUUUCUGCAUCACAAGGGCAUUCUCUUACAAAAUAACUCACAACAACAAAAAAAGUCAAGACAAAAAAAUAUAUAUAUAGUAUUGACAUGGAGAUUUCUUUCACUUUUUUAGUCUUAGUAUGAUCAUCUAUUUUUAUAUCUCUAUAUAUAUAAAUCACAGAUUUUAACUUCUUAAUUCCAAGCUCAGGGUUGACACACCUUUGUAACGAAAAUGUUUUGUCAACCAGCUCUUCUUGUUCUGUGCUGCUCAGAGAAGGGAUUCCUCAGCGGUCUGUGAGCACCGAGAAUCAAGAAAGAGAACUUUUUACGUAUCUAACUGUCCGUUUAUUAAAAGUUUGCCAGGGCACACCCUUUUUGCAUGAGCGUGCUUUGUUCUGGGUGCUCCCAACGGUACCGAGCUCAUGGGGAGAGCCAUGGGGUUCAGGACUGUACCGGUGAUGAAAACCGUAUCCGUAAAGAAUGUGGGAUACACGCAAAAUCGUUGCUCUCGCGUACGCCUUCAGCCUAGGAUUCCGCUUGGCGCUUGGAUAUGUGACCUAACUCAAGAGGCCACUUUAGAGCCACAAGCCUAACUGACCCACCAAGUGUACCAAAGCCAGGCCCUAUGUUCCCCAUGUUAGAGAGAAGUGAAAUAAACCAAACUGGGGCUUUAUUAAUACAGUUGGCUAUCCAUGUGUUUCUUGGUUUGUAUGAUGAUCUGGGGUUGGGAAAAGUAAUGCUUCAAGACACCGUAGUAUGCCGGUCACAUUUUAUUUAACCCAUUGACAGAAAUGGCACGUAAAUGGUAUCUUUCGAUCUUCGCUCUCAUCAAAAUUAUAAUUAGUUAUUGAUUUAGUCGUCACAUUUAAGUAGAACACAUGCGGCACAGUAGUAUUAAGUAUAUUUGAGCACUUUUGCAAAACUGAAAAGCAUUUAGAAGCAUCUAUUGCUAUUUUAUGCCUACUGAAAUAUGAAAAGUAGGAUUCUGAGAGACUUUGUGGCAUCUUUUCAUUUAAACCUUUAUGAAAUUAACACUUACUCUAAUUCAGCAUUGCGCACUUCUAGAAAACCAUCCAUUUCACUGCCAACCUUCAGCUUCCUAUCACCAGUUGCACAGAAAACAUCGCUAUGAAGGACCAAUCAUUUAUGUUGCUCAUUCCAUCAUAUGUUCAGAAAUCAGUUCUUGUCUUUCUCCAAUAAUUAAGGUGCAAUACAAAUUAAAUCAGUCUUGAUUUUCCAGACUAUAUGAGUAAUAACUUGUUUUUAUGGCUUUAAACUCCAAGUCUUUCCUUUUUUAAAUAUUUCUGCAUUGUCUUCUAUGAAAUAGAUCAGAAUGCCUUGUUUGCUCUGUGCUUUCACCCCCGAAAGGUUUUGUGCAUGUGUAUGAACACACAUUAUAUUAAUGAAUGUGAACCCAUCUUCUGUACACACGAAACACACAGAUAAUAUAUAAACGCCUGCUCCCUUUGUUUCAACACCUUCAUAUCGAUAUUACCCAUAUUGGUGAGCUAUAGUAAUCCAUAAGAGCCAGGCAGAGAGCUGAAAUGACUGUCAGUUAAUGAUGCCACAACAUCAGUCACUUGCAUGGAUGUGGUCGAAAUAUUCCUCAAAUUGCACUUCCUAGUUCCUAUCACCAUCCGAGUAUGUUGUAUGAUUUUUCAGACUAAUUUAACAUGAGACUUUUUCUGUCCUAAGGGAAUUGGUUUAAUCUGGCUAUCCCAUUUCAGUAAGUAUUUUGACAUUCCUGCUCGCCCUCCCCCACCCUCCGCCCAAAUUACUUUCUCUCAUCUCAAUGCAGUGAUAGGGGAUGAAAGAAUGCUCUCCCAAUCUGCCCUCAUUUGCUCUGAUGUCUCCUAAAUUCUGUAAUCACAUCACAACCUCUGUUAUGAGUAGGGAGGGAUGGGCUCACUGAAAUCAGACACUAGAAAUUGUUGGGUGAUGCUCAUAACCGCAAACACUUAGCUUAUUGAAGUGCCUCUAUUUACAUGUUCUUUAGUUAUAAUAUGUAUUUUUCUAACAGAAAUACACGUCUGUAAUUGGUGUAUAUUAUACUUUGUAUAUGUUAUAACAAAAGCUAAACAGAGGCUAAAGUCUUUAGCAGAGAAGAAUGAAUUGUAAAUUCACCAAGUAGAGCUCCGCAUAGGGUUCUGUAUUGAAGGACAGCCAUGACAGUCUUCUGUCACUUUCAUGGAGGUCAAGUCAGUACUUUGAUUACAGCCGUCAUAGAACAGUGUCAGCACUGGCAACUGGACUCCCUUACGGUGAUCUAUCCCGAUAAGUGACCGCUAUUACCCGCUUUCCUUGUAAGGGGCAGAAAAUACUACUUUGUCUACAUUGAAAAACGCUAUGAAGUAGUAAUUAUAAAAGUACCAUUCUAUAAAUCAAACACAUUGAAAAUAUUAUUGGACACAGAACCCUGAUAUUUAAUUUAUAUUCCCUGCUGUAGACAUUAGCCUACUUUAAUUCUUUAGCCAUUACACACAUGUUUUGGCUACACACUGAACACCAACUAAAGUCCCCAAGGAGGAAUAAAAACUUGGCAAAUUCCUGAGUUGUGAUUCUUUUAUUGCUUCUCUUUGCAAGGCUAAUUAUCAGGUGGUCUGAUUAAAGGCGGCAGUGUUAGCAAAUGUAACACUUUUUGACUUACCCAAAACUUGCAGAAAUACAAACUCAUUCUUAAUUACUUACAGUCACUAAUAGACCUGACUUUUAACUUAAAAGAGGGUGGGGGUGGAGCGCAGUCUAGCUUUGCCAAGAGAAGAGUAAAGGAGACCAUAACCCAUAUGUUUGCGACGUGUUUCUCCUAGGUGGAGACAUUAGCCAGUGUUUAGUUUCAGGCCAAGUUAUACAAGUAGAGUAUUGAUUUGUAUGCAUUCUGGAGCCUUGCUACAUCACGGUUUGCUAGGCAUGGGACUCAGCCUAGCCUGGGGCCAUUUGAACCUCAUUCAAAGUUGAAUAGUUCCUACAAUCUUUGACAUUGCCUUGUAAUGAGGUACUUUCACGAGAAGACAUCUGAAGGUGCAUGACAGUGAGGUCUCUGUGUGCAUAUGCAUAAUAUAUGCAGGACAAAUGUGUGCACCAAUCAAACCUAAAAUUUUAUGUGACUGUCAAAUGAAUAUUACUUGGGUUAAGAUUUUUCAUUUCUGAUUUGGAUAGAAAAUUACUAUUAAUCUUGUAUUAAAAUAGUUUUUAAAAAUCUA